Pipistrellus kuhlii (Kuhl's pipistrelle) is the source of this 1821-nucleotide messenger RNA. It is a transcript of the gene KDELR2, whose product is annotated as KDEL endoplasmic reticulum protein retention receptor 2. The record is from RefSeq and is a predicted model, not a curated record. Gene Ontology annotation, cellular component: membrane; cis-Golgi network; endoplasmic reticulum. The transcript has 5 exons. Gene Ontology annotation, biological process: endoplasmic reticulum to Golgi vesicle-mediated transport; protein retention in ER lumen. The coding region runs from base 139 to 777 and encodes 212 amino acids. Lineage: Eukaryota; Metazoa; Chordata; Mammalia; Chiroptera; Vespertilionidae. Gene Ontology annotation, molecular function: ER lumen protein retrieval receptor activity.
CGCGCCGGCAGUUUGGCCACGUCCCCGGCCACGUCGCGCCGCUCUCGCCAUCUUCGCCGCUUCCUCCCAGGGGCCGCCGCCGCCUGAGCCGCCGCCUGAGCCGCCGAGCCCCCGGGCGCCGCGCCGACCGCCGCCGCCAUGAACAUCUUCCGGCUGACCGGGGACCUGUCCCACCUGGCGGCCAUCGUCAUCCUGCUGCUGAAGAUCUGGAAGACGCGCUCCUGCGCCGGUAUUUCCGGAAAAAGCCAGCUUCUCUUUGCACUGGUCUUCACAACUCGAUACCUGGAUCUUUUUACUUCAUUCAUUUCAUUAUAUAAUACAUCUAUGAAGCUUAUCUACAUUGCCUGCUCCUACGCCACAGUGUACCUGAUCUACAUGAAGUUUAAGGCUACUUACGACGGAAACCAUGAUACCUUCCGAGUGGAGUUUCUGGUGGUCCCUGUGGGAGGACUCUCGUUUCUAGUCAAUCAUGAUUUCUCUCCUCUUGAGAUUCUGUGGACCUUCUCCAUCUACCUGGAAUCCGUGGCCAUCCUCCCGCAGCUCUUCAUGAUCAGCAAGACCGGGGAGGCGGAGACCAUCACCACCCACUACCUGUUCUUCCUGGGCCUCUACCGGGCGCUGUAUCUCGUCAACUGGAUCUGGCGCUUCUACUUCGAGGGCUUCUUUGACCUCAUCGCUGUGGUGGCUGGCGUUGUCCAGACCAUCCUCUACUGCGACUUCUUCUACUUGUACAUCACGAAAGUACUCAAGGGAAAGAAGCUCAGUCUGCCAGCGUAAGUGCCAAAGACCACCACCAGCCUCUGUCCUUCAGGGUGCUCGGACAGAAUUCCUACCGCAGCAAAGGCACAGAUGCUCAUACGGAAAAGCAGAAACUUCACUCUUUUGUUGCAGAUCGUCAUCAGUGGCUCUGAAAGAACCAGAGGAAAAGAACCAGGAGGUUUCUGUUUAAUGCAUCUUGCCUUAUCUUUUUUUAUUACUAUGUACAAAGAUUUUUUUACACAAAGAAACUUAAUGCUGUAUUAAUAAAUUCAGUGUGUAGCUUCUAUUGGGGUAGUUCCAAAAGUGAAGAUUUUGUGAGAAAUAGUGCAAACUUCUUUUUUUUUAAAAUUCUUUGAAACUUUUGAUUCUUUGUGUCUACGAUGAAAUCAUACUCCUUGACAGUUGGUAGAUUAUAUAUUCUUCCAUCUAUCAAACUUGCAUUCCACUAUAUUUAUUUUUUGCCAAAAGAUGAGACAAAUUUGUUUGAAAUCUGAGAUGCUAUGUUCAAUUUGGUGUAUCUGUCCCAAUUUCUUCCACCGGAUACGAAACCCUCCCUUGGACAGCACACUACAUUUAAGGCUGGUAAGGAUGACAUGCAAGUCUGUGGUUCUCACCACCACAGAGGUUAAGAUUCUGAAUGUGGACCGAGUCUCAUUUGAGAGUCACCAAAGGUGCCUGCUCCCCUCCCCUGCUCAGAGGUGUCCAUUUGGGACUGUCCCACGGGUGUCGAAGGACUCGGUGGGCAGGGGUUGUGGGCUGCCAUGUGAGUGCAGGAUGCGAGGGACACGAUGAAGGUUUUGGAUCUAUGACUUGACUCCUCUGAGGACUAGAACGCAAGGAGUCACCUAUCACUUUAGUUUACAUUCUGCAAGAUUGCUACAACCAUGUCCAUGCUCAGAUUCCAACACUUUUCCCAAUCACUUCGGGUAGUAAAAUGAUUGACAUUUUUAAAUUGGCAGCACCAAUUACCAUUCCUUAUAUUCUUACUUUUUUGUUUUUACUGAGCUCUUGCAUGAUUUAUCUUGUGUUACCACCUUAAUAAACAUUUUAUUAAACAUAGAA